AUGGAGAGGUUGAUCCCUGUCUUGAGGUGGGAGGCAACAUGUGACCGGGGCAUUGCCAAGACGACUGCUCAACGGAAUAUUCUAGUCCAGGAUGUUUUUGAAGAAAUGGACUUUCAGCUGGGCCUUUGGCUACAAAGCGACACUACAGUUGUGGGUCCUCUGAAAUGCUUCGCAGGCUGGGGAGGAGAUGAGGUUCUACGUCGAGGGCUGGGUGGCCGGGAUUCCUGCAGAGGCCUUCCUCAGCGUAACGCCUGGCAGGCACCAACUGGCCCAGAUCUCGCUCCCGACAUUUCCCAAAGAGGUCGUUCUUGCGGAGCUGCAAGUGACCCAGUGCGUGGUCCUGCAGGCAGCAGCUUGGCCAGGCUUCUCCAAACCGUGCAGAAUUUACAUGAUGAGGGCAAUGUGUCUAUCCUCCCCAGGCGGCCUGGCGUACUGGAAAACCGUGCCGCAGUUCCUCAUUCCAGGGGUUGGCGGCCCCGUGUUGAGUGGACCAACGCGCGGACAGACUCUGCUGCUCUGAGCCGUGCUCCGGCUGGAGAUGAAGCCUUGGCUAUUCAGCUGCAGUUUGGCCCCAGAGACAGGGCUUCGGCUGAAACAAGACAGGAGGAAGCAUCGCAUGCAGCUGGGGUGGCCCGCCCAUCCCAGCUGGCAUCCAUUGACGAAGCUCUGGCGCUUGCACUUUGCUUCGCUGAUGGCCUUGAAGAUGAAGAUCUGAGACCAGUCGAGGAUCGCAAUCACCGUGCGGAAGCCAGACGCCGAGUACAGGCCCGUCGUUUCAGAGAGGGCUCCAGGGAAGGAAGCCAAGCGAGCACUUGGGGAGGGACUGGAAGCUUGCCGCCCACCGAACCAGAAGCAGGUGCUGACAGUUCCCCUGAUGAUUCUGAUGGCUUCUACACUCGACUGUGGGGCUUGGACGGGCACGCGGGCAGCUUGUCACGCGAGCAAAGAGGGCGGCGCAGGCCCGUGGCGUCAUCCAACAUGGAUGCCUCUGGAAGCUCCUCCAGCAGGGGCAGGCCCCCGAGGCCGCAGUCCAGGCCGCACUCGCAGUCGAGGCCAGCUCCAGAUCCACAGGGCAACUCGGGCCAAACGGCCGUCAUUUCGUUUACGCCAGCCGAGGUGCCAGCAGAGGCGUGCGCCAUCUGCUGCGAGAACUUCGUAGAGGCUGAUCGGCCAGACCUGCCCGGUCUGCAAGCAUCCGAUGGCAUAGAUCCGAGCAAAAAAGACACAAACGCACAUUGCGAGCACAUGCUCGAGCGAGACAGGCUCUUUCUACAGGCCUCCGGCCUCGGCCUGGGCGGAUGCCAACUUUUCAUCUUCCUUGGCCCUUUGGAGAAACUUGACUUGAGCUGGCUCAGGCAGUGGUAUAGCUCCAGCGCAGUGGAAUGGGCUGAGCAUGGCUUUGAAUGGGGUGAAUUGGCCAUGGAUGCUUCCACAGCUGAGCUGAUGGAUCUUGCACAGAAGCAGCGACAGGCUUUACAAGCAAAAGUUGGGAGAGGUUUGGCAGGUCGAGGGUACUUGGACCUGAAUGAUGAGGACCUUCGAGGCCUCACAGACGACAUGAAGUCUGUAUGGGAAAGUCAUCUUGGCUCUGCUGCGGCGCGUUGCCUAGAUUCGAGGGACAUUUUUCUGAGCUGGGAUGAGCGCAAGAUGUCCGCAUGGAAAGAUGGAUUCGUGAGAGAGCGCAGUGAGCCCCUGGCCAAUGGCGAGAUGCGAACUUCUCGUGCUAGCAAUGCAUUUGGCCCCAACAUGGAUGGAGCAAAUGCAAACGAGAGUGAGGAUGUCCACGCCAUCGUCGUCGAUGGAAAUCCAGUGAAGAUGGACAAGCUUGGCCCGCUGGUUAUCAACGCAGACGGGAGCAUUGCCCGCAUCAAUAAUUGGCAUGAGAUGACAGAGCAUGAGCAGAAAACCACGCUGCGAGUGCUUGGCAAGAGGAACAAACAGAGGCUUGCAAAGCUGCAGGCUGAGUUGGCAGAGGACGCGAGCGCUACUGGUGACGCAAACUGCGUUGCUGAUGGUGCGAAAGCCUACUAUGCGGGCUUUGACGCCUCGGUGGACGAGGCAGCGUUGGAGCUGCUAAGAACCCGUCGGCAGGUAGCUGAAAGGCUGGGGUUCAGGAGUUGGGCGGACCUGGAAAUGGCUCCCAUGGCUGUGGGAGAUGAGGCUACAGCUCGUCAGUUUAUGGACCGUUGCUGGAAAGACGCCCAGCCCAGUGUAUUGGCAGUGCAGAAGCAAAUGGAAGAGUGGAGCUCAAGAGAGGUUCCAGGAUCCACUCAGCGAGGUCGCAGCAAGGUCAACCAUGCGGACGAGGCUUUUUGGCAAGCUUACCUGUCGCGACAAGCAGACACCUGGAAGCUCGCAGAGUACCUCCCUGCAGACAAAUGCCUGCCCAGUAUUCUCAACAUCGUGGGGAAGGCGUACGCGGUCACUUUUCGUGAGGUCGAACCUCCGAGCCUCCUGCCACGGCUUCUGAAUGGCUGGCACAGAUCGGUGCAGAUCUUCGAGGUACGUGACGGGGCGCCAUCUCCUGCAGCAGUCAAGCGCGAUCCUGGGAGAGGUAAGCUUGGCUACGUGUACUUGGACAUGUAUACCAGGAUAAGCAUGCUGGGUCGGCCAGCUGUGAGAUUGGCGGGGGCACAACUCUUGUGCCCUGGUCACGCAUUCCUCAGCUGCAACCUGCAACCAGCCGGACUUGGCCAAACAAAGUUACUCAAUGUGGAGGAGGUUGUGGCCAUAUCCCAUGAACUUGGUCAUGCCGUGCACAUGUUGUGCCAUACCGGGGUUCCUCAACAGUUUGCGGACAUGCCGCUCGACGUGCUGGAACUGCCUUCUACCUUGGCAGAGACCAUAGCACUUCAGCCUGGCAGCAUGGCGAAGUAUGCGCGGCAUGUGUCCAACAACGGCCUGCCUCCAGAAGCUUUGGUCCGCUCGUGCCAGCGCAACUCUCGCUUCUUCGUCACUCUUCUGCAGAAUGCCAGCGUUUCACUUGGUCUACAUGCAGAGGCAUUUGACCCCUUCAAGUCAACCCCCUCGGAUCUUCGAGCCAGGGCGGUGGCCUUGUGGCAGCGCUAUUCUGUGGUCACUGCAGACCCGGCCUUCACUCCGCUUGGUGGUGAUGCUGGACUACAUCUUGCCCAGGGAUCAAACCAGGAAGCAAUGAAGGCCAAGCUGCGGCAAAUGCAGGAUCAGCUCUCGGCAAAUCUGGCAACGGUCCAGACAAAGGACGAGGUAUUUACACAGGGCUCGAUCACACAAUGGCCUGACAGCUUGAAGAUGUGCCCGGCUGCAGGCAUGGACUACAGAGGCUGCGCAGCUGAGGGCGAAAUGCAGCUUCGAGCCAAUUGUGAACAGCAGUCGGCUUUGCUGCGAUCUAAGCUUGAGCAGGCUUCUGCUUCAAAUGCGCGGCUGGAAACGCAGCUGCGCAGCUGUCAGAAGGACCUGGAUGAGGAGGAACGUGACACCAAGACUCCGUGCAUCGGCAUUUUUGCGAUGCUGUAUUCCAAGUUUGCCAACACUUUCCUGAAGGCUACCGCAGCGCAGCGGUACAAAGAAGCCAGGGCCUUCCUUCAGCAGCGGCAAGAGACCGCACAGACAGAAAAUGAGGAGAUGUGGAUUUUGCGCUAUCUGUCCAGCUCUUGGUGCGCAGUGGCCUUGGAAACUGCACCAAGUGAUCCGAUGAGGGGCAUUGGCAUCACGAUGGACCGUUGCACCUGCGCGGACCUUUGCAUCGAUGGCGGCGACGGUGAGGCUGCAACUGUUCCGGGUCGCAGAGCCGCAUGUGUGGCCUCAGACGCCCUUAUCGCCUUGGGAGUUGGGUUGCAUGAGUCCUGGGUGGGCAUUGCGCCGCAGCGCCGAUUUGAGUUGAUGCCGCUUCAGGCCGACGACCUGUCCGGUUCCGUCACGUCUGAGCCCUUGGACACGUUGUCAACAAACUUGAAGCCACACAGAGCCUCAGAACGUGUUCGGGCCUCGCUGCUGACGAAAGCAAUCCUCGCAGCCGCAGGGGGCUUUUUGGUGGGGCAUGCCGCUGUGAGGCCGGUCCUGCGGAAGGAAGAGCCCAAGCUGCCCACGAGGGAGGAGUGUAUCAAAAUGGCCGAGGAGGUCUUGGAAGAGCAAAGGAUCUUCCUGGGCCAACUCGGAAUAAUGCCGCUAAAGGAAGCCCGCCUUCUUUGGACAGAUGCCAUGAUGAACGCGCUGAAAGGCCCCGGCCCAAUUGGACCUGGGCUGGAAGACCUGCAGGUCAGGGUCCCACCACCUGACGAGCUGCCAGAGCACGCAGACGAGCCCAUUGACAUGGGACCUGUUGCCCUGCCCAUGGCGGAAUCCCUGAAGCUUGCCCACAAGGGCGAUGAGGGCGCUCUCGUGGUAGUGAGCCCCAAGCCCGAGGGAGACACUGAUGACAAGGCAAUGGGCGCGGAGGGCACGAAGUCUUCCAGCGCCCCAACUUCGCCGGGGAAGAAGGGCAACCAGAAGAAGGCCCCCACUUCGCCGGGGCAGAAGGGCAGCCCAAAGAAAGCCAAGCCAGCGGCCUCCCAAGAGUGGGCCCCGCACCUCCAUGCUCCCUCUCGCCCCUGGCCAUACUCACCAGGAGUCAUCUCGAAGGGCGACAAGCGCACAAAGGGUGCCAGCGGCAAGGGCGGCACCGGGGGCAAGGGUUGCACAGCCGGCAAAAAUGGCAAGAACGGCAAGAACGGCAAGGGUGGCGGAAAAGGAGGCAAUGGAAAGGGCAAGAGUGGUGGCGCUUUUUACGCGCGUCCAGACGGCAAGGUCUGGACCGUGAAAAAAGACGCGGCUGAAACAGCGCCCAUGGAGGAGCAGACAGGCACCAAUCGCAGGAGCUUUGCAGCUGCAAAGCUCCGGAAGAGCUGCAACGUGCACGCUACUCUGAAGCCAGAAGAGGCAGCAGGGCUCCGUGUCGCUGUGGGGGGAUGUGAGUUGGGCACAGCUGUCGCGGCCGGCUUCUCUCACCCGGACGAAUCCGCAUCAGGCACGUACGACCGGAUGGCGUACCUUGCGAAUGCCACUCAUGGCAAGCCUCGACGUAGAAGCCACAAGGCAGAGCUUCCUCCAGACCCCGACGAUGUUAUUUGGAGGGAUCUGCUGGCCUCACCAAGGAUGCAGUGGCUUUGGGAUGUACUGGGCAUUUUCAUUCUGCUGCUGGCCUUUGUGGUGCUCGUCCCCCUGGUUGUGGUUAUUGCUGGUCUCAGCUCUGUGCAGAGUUUGGAGGCACGAGACGCAAACCUCGCAACCUUCAUGGACAACAAUCCAGCCGUGCCCAUCUUUUGGAACGGGCUUCUGGGGCCGUUCGCUCUGAAUCUGGUCAUGAGCUUCGUUCCGGCCUUCCUGGCCCUAAUUUUGGGCACCUUCUUCAUCCUCAAGGCUCGGGGCUGGUUGCAGUUCAGGACGCAACAGUGGUACUACAUGUUCCUCCUCCUGCUCGUGUUCUUUGUGACCUCUGUGGGCUCUUCCCUGUCGAGUACCCUGAAUUACCUGGUGCAGAACCCGACCGAGAUCCUGAGCGUUCUGGCACAGACCUUCCCCACCUGCACUCACUUUUUCAUGAACUACGUGGUCUUGCAAGGAAGCGUUCACUUUUUCGCGCUCCUCCGCGGCUUCGUGCUGAUCAAGUUCAUGUUUUACCGGUCCUUCAGCGAGGACUUGAGCGCUCUUCAGCGUGCAGAGCCUGAGGAUCAGGAGUAUCAGGGCAUGGGCUCGCGAAGCGCGCGCAUGACGCUCUUGUACGUCUUGGCCCUGAUUUUCAGUACCUUGUCCCCUCUGAUCACGAUGCUGGCCUCGCUGAGCUUUGCAGUAGCGCGCAUGGUCUACACCUACCUGUUUGUCUACGCAGAGACCUUGAAGCCGGACUUGGGAGGCCUUUUCUGGCAGCGGCAGCUCAACCACGCUCAGCAAGGCACCUUCCUGUAUAUCGCGCUGAUGACAGCCGUGCUAUUGCAGAGGGCGGCAACUCCCUGGCCCGGCAUGAUCUGCGCCUCCAGCGCAGUGUUUAUGGGCUUCUCCUACUACACGUUCCUCAACAGGUUUCGAUGGGAGCAGCUGCAGUUCAGCGAAGUGCCUGCCAAGGGCGCUCUUGGUGGGCCUGCAGUGGUAUACGGCCAUUACAAGCAGCCACAGCUUCCUGCUCCGCAUCCAAUCGCCCAGAAAGGCCAGGAUGAUCUGCUCACACGCGCAGUGACCUCCAUGCGCCAGCGCCUGAACGUUUGCGGUCCAGAUGAUGAGUCGGACCCGGGCGACUCGGAGUUUCGUCGUGCUGGCCGCAGCAAGACGGAGGGCGGGUAUCUUCGUUGA
Molecule: messenger RNA, 6303 nt
Organism: Symbiodinium pilosum
Lineage: Eukaryota; Dinophyceae; Suessiales; Symbiodiniaceae
Source: the annotation of a GenBank genome assembly